CGGAGUUUCAGUUAGUCUAAACCGCCGCACCGCUGGCUGCUGCUGCUGUAUGACCGGGGACCGGUGGAAGGGACACCGAAUUUCCGGUAAUGUCAAUAUUUUACCUGUGAAUUGCUAUGACUGCUGAUGUAGACUGGGAUUCAGCAGCCAGGCAGGAUCACGUUCAUAACCAGCAGCUCCAGCCACCCCAAGAUCAUCGUCCAUCGAGUAUCCCACAAGCGACAGGUGGAGACAAGUUGGGCCACACGGACACAGCUCUAGCAGUGUGUUGAAGAGGGCUAUUUAAACACCAAGCUUUCCUGGACUACACUGGUUAAACACCAUGGAGUGCAGGAUCACCCUGUUGGAUGGCUCCGACUACACUUGCACGGUGGAGAAGAAAGCCAAAGGCCAGGUCCUGUUUGAUAAAGUAUGUGACCACCUCAACCUGAUGGAGAAGGACUACUUUGGUCUCACGUAUCGUGAUGCAGAACAUCAGAAGAACUGGAUGGACCCUGCGAAAGAACUGAAGAAACAAAUUAGAACUGGUCCCUGGAACUUUGGGUUUAAUGUGAAAUUUUAUCCUCCUGACCCAUCUCAGCUGUGUGAAGAUAUCACCCGGUACUACCUGUGCCUUCAGCUGAGAGACGACGUUGUGUCGGGCCGUUUGCCGUGCUCCUUUGCCACUCACUCUCUCCUGGGUUCGUACAUCGCCCAGUCUGAGCUGGGAGACUAUGACCCUGAAGAGCUGGGCAGCGAUUACAUAAGUGAUCUCCGCUUCGCUCCUAACCAGACCAAAGAGAUGGAGGAAAAGGUCAUGGACCUGCAUCGCAACUACAAAGGAAUGACUCCAGCUGAAGCAGAGAUGCUGUUUCUGGAGAACGCCAAGAAGCUCUCCAUGUAUGGAGUAGAUCUGCAUCAUGCUAAGGAUUCUGAGGGAGUGGAGAUUAUGUUAGGGGUGUGUGGCAGCGGCCUUCUCAUCUACAGAGACCGGCUGCGCAUAAAUCGAUUUGCAUGGCCCAAAAUCCUCAAGAUAUCCUACAAGCGGAACAACUUCUAUAUUAAGAUACGCCCUGGAGAGGUAAAACUCUCGUUUGAGCAGUUUGAGAGCACCAUUGGUUUCAAACUUCCGAAUCACAAAGCAGCAAAGAGGUUGUGGAAAGUGUGCGUGGAACAUCACACGUUUUUCAGAUUGGUGGCUCCUGAAGCUCCUGCCAAGAAGUUCCUGUCGCUGGGCUCGAAGUUCCGCUACAGUGGGAGAACGCAGACGCAGACACGCUGUGCCAGCUCCCAGAUCUCUCGGCCUGCACCACAGUUUCAACGCUCCUCCAGUAAAAGGCUCACUGCUACUCGCAGUCUAGAUAUAGCACCAUUCAUGGCCAACAAUGACAAUUUGAUGAAGGACUCAAAACCAGCCUUUGCCACAGGGACCCUCAUCACCACGGUAACGCCAGAGAAAAAGGUGGAGGAAGAAAAUGCAGUUGAAGAUGAAGGCACUCCGGUUACACAGACAGCCGAGCCGGCCCCUCACACUCCUGUCACCAAGACUGCAGAAGAUGCCAAAUCUGAACCUCCACGGGACAUUUUGGAAGAAAAACCAGAGCCUGCGGAGGCGGACUCUGCUGAGCAGUCAGAGGAGUCCGAGGAGCCGCUGCAGCCAACGACCAAUGAGGUGCCUAUUGUUCAUACUGAGACCAAAACCAUCACCUACGAGUCUGCUGAGGUGGAUGCUAAUGGCGAUGCAGACCCUGGAGUUCUCAUGAGCGCUCAGACGAUCACAUCCGAGAACAACAGCACCACAACCACGACACAAAUAACAAAGACGGUGAAGGGAGGCAUCUCCGAGACCCGGAUCGAGAAGAGGAUCGUUAUCUCUGGGGAUGCAAACAUCGAUCAUGACCAGGCUCUGGCUCAGGCCAUAAAAGAGAUCAAAGAGCAGCACCCAGACAUGUCGGUCACCAAAGUAGUGGUUCAUAAAGAGACGGAGAUCUCGGCUAGCGAAGGUGACCAGUGACGCAGGAGUAAACACUAGUCUGAUGGACAGUGCCAUUUUCUCUACCCUAUGGCCCCAUGGACACUUGGCUUCUGUGACCUUUGGUCUCCGAUCCAGACAGCUCAGUGGAUGUGCUGGGACGGUGGAGAAGUGGUGGUUCAUACGACACACACAGCCCUGCACUCCAACAUUUACCAAAAGCUCAUCUUUUUAUUGUAAUGAUCAUUUUACCGUUAACAGCAAUAAUUUGAGGACACCAUGGACGCACGAAAACUCCAGAAUGCAGGAGAAUCUUCGCAACCAUUUGUACGACUGCCUUAAAAUUUUUUUUUUUUUUUUGUAAUCAUGAAGUAUUUAAUUUAUGCACCUUCAUUUUAUUUAUAGCAGACACUUAAUCACCGUGCCAACGACAAAGCUAUAAAUCCAUAUGCCAGUGUUUCAAGGAGAUACUGAAUUAUAGCCAAGUUUGCUGACUGAUUAAAUUUCGUUCAAGUGUCUUAAAUGUUUUUGACUGAAUUCUGAUUAGCAUGAAGACAUGUUAAUCUGGACACGGAGAAAACCAGCACACAGGCCAGGAAUUAAAGGUGUAUCUUGUGUAUAUACGUUAUAUAAACUUAUCUACAAUAACAUUAAUUCUCUGUAUUGCAGUGUUUGUACUUCAUUCAUAAAAUUGAUUUUUAGCAUUAUAAGUCCUAAAAACUACGCCACUAUUAAAAGGGCUGCUCUUGGUUUAUUUGGAACCUGAUCUUUUAUUUCACAUUUUGGUCUGGGGAACUUGUAGAAUUGUACAUCCUCAAAUUUUAAGCUGGGAAGUUAGAAAUUGCAGACAGACCUCUUGAAGCUUGUUUGAAAUUUUGAUCCCAACGCUUUGUGUAUUUCAUCUUCCUCUGGUGACCUGAUAGAACCUGGAUUAUACAGACCUACUGCACAAAAAUGCAUUUGGAUGUGUAUUGGUUUUAUUUUUUAAUUAAAGAUUAUUGAAAUCA
Molecule: messenger RNA, 2958 nt
Organism: Neoarius graeffei (lesser salmon catfish)
Lineage: Eukaryota; Metazoa; Chordata; Actinopteri; Siluriformes; Ariidae
Product: band 4.1-like protein 3
Exons: 18
Coding region: 323-1993 (556 amino acids)
Cellular component (GO): plasma membrane; cytoskeleton
Molecular function (GO): structural molecule activity; actin binding
Source: RefSeq, a predicted model, not a curated record